Messenger RNA from Rhizophagus irregularis DAOM 181602=DAOM 197198, 710 nucleotides. RefSeq lists its product as uncharacterized. The record is from RefSeq and is a predicted model, not a curated record. Lineage: Eukaryota; Fungi; Glomeromycota; Glomeromycetes; Glomerales; Glomeraceae.
AUUUUUGUUAUAAAAAUGGUCCAAAAUUUCUUCUUCGAAAAAGUAAAAAAUCAGUUUGAUUUGUUUAAAACUUUUCAAUCAUAAUAUAAAUUCAUAAAAUUCAAUUAUGGAUCAAAAUAAUUUACAAAAUAAUCAAAAUGAUCCCACGUUUAAUUUACAAUCUACUGCGGAACAACAUAAUAAUAAUUAUGUGAUUGCCGACUCUUCCACAAACAAUUACUCACAUCAACAACCCACUUAUAAUGAAAAUAUCACUUCAACUUUGCCUCCAGGUAGCUUGCCGUGUGUUCCUGGUCCACAACAGACUAUUGAAAAUACUACUUUUCCGCUUAAUUCGUUUAACAUGAAUAGUAUUAUUCAAGCUGGAAUUCUCAGUAUUGACAUCCCAAGGUAUAAAAUUAUCGUCACACCUAUUCCACUUAAUCCGUUUCACAAUCAAUCUGGGAUUCGUAGUUUUGAUAUCCCAUGGUAUAAAAUUAUCGUCACACCUAUUCCACUUAAUCUGUUCCCCCAUCAAUCAGGGGUUCUUAGUUUUGAUAUCCCAGGGCAUAAAAUUAUCGUCACACCUUUUCCACUUAAUCCGUUUCAACCUGGAAUGUUUUACUUUGAUACCCCUGGGUAUAAAGUUAUCUUCAUGCCAACUCCUUCUCAACAGGAAGAUACUUAUUUGAAUAACACCCAAUUUACUCAAUUUCAACAAUAAAAUUUUC